AUGCAGAUUCCUAAAAACCACCUGGAAAUGACAUUUGAGUGCCAGAAUUUAGGGAAGCUGACGACCGUUCAGAUUGGUCAUGACAACUCAGGGCUACUAGCCAAGUGGCUGGUUGAUUGUGUCAUGGUCAGAAAUGAAAUAACAGGACACACGUACAAGUUUCCCUGUGGGCGAUGGCUGGGAAAGGGCGUUGACGACGGCAGUUUGGAGCGAAUACUCAUUGGAGAGCUGGUGUCCUCCACAUCUGACGAAGAGCUGGGAAAGCAGUGCCGUACCCCACCCCAGCAGAAGUCUCCUACCACAGCUCGACGACUGAGCAUCACAUCCCUCACAGGGAAGAAUACCAAGCCUAACGCGGGACAGAUCCAAGAGGGAAUCGGGGAAGCCGUGAACAAUAUUGUGAAACACUUUCACAAGCCAGAGAAGGAGAGAGGGAGCCUUACCAUUCUCUUGUGUGGAGAAAACGGUCUGGUCGCAGCGCUGGAGCAGGUCUUCCACCAUGGAUUCAAAUCGGCUCGCAUUUUUCAUAAGAAUGUCUUCAUCUGGGAUUUCAUAGAAAAAGCUGUUGCUUAUUUUGAAACGAGUGACCAGAUUGGAGACAAUGAGGAGGCCCUUUUGCUUCAGAGAUCUUCGUGCAAAACCUUCUGUCAUUAUGUGAAUGCCAUCAAUACAGCUCCAAGGAACAUUGGAAAGGAUGGCAAAUUCCAAAUUCUGGUUUGCCUGGGGACAAGGGACCACUUGCUCUCUCAGUGGAUCCCGUUGCUGGCCGAGUGCCCACCCAUUACAAGGAUGUAUGAGGAGAACGCUCUCCUACGGGAUCGCAUGACUGUCAACUCCCUUAUCCGAGUCCUACAGACAUUGCAAGAUUUCAACAUCAUCCUAGAAGGAUCGCUCAUUAAAGGAGUAGAUGUUUAGCAUGGCUUUGCCGAGAACUUCGUUAUUCCUUUCCCGAGCAAGCAAACCACAAUUGGAGACCUGUCAGGACUUGAACGCGAUGGUAGUGCACCACUGUAAGGCCCAGCUGCCAGCUGAAGCGGGAGUGGGAAGUCCAGUUUGUGCCCGAUGGGGACUGUCCUCUAACGCUGCAGAAAGCUAAGAUGCAGUAUUGUAGUUUAUUUGAAACAGAAAUUUAGUAUAAAAUAGAGUAUUUUCAUGUGUUAGAUGUGUGUAAAUAUGCUAUCUUCUUUAAGAAAUUAUAUGACUCUAAGAAAUUUUUCUUAGACUUGAAUGUUCUUGUUCUGACUAUGAGUAGCUUAAACCCAGGGGAAGGACUUGGGGGGAGGGAAGGGCCAAGAUGGGAAGGGAUGCCGCUACUUGCUUGCAAGGAAGAAGCCAAUCAACGUGUAAAUACAGCGCAAACUCAGCAGGGCUUUUUUCAGGUAUUGCAAAUUAAUACAGCAAAUAUCCUUAUGUAGCCAUUGUGAUUGUCUCACUCUUGGAAAUGUUGUAGGCAGAUGCUGUGU
This is a messenger RNA of Leptosomus discolor (cuckoo roller), 1463 nucleotides long. Lineage: Eukaryota; Metazoa; Chordata; Aves; Leptosomiformes; Leptosomidae. The record is from RefSeq and is a predicted model, not a curated record.